UCGCAGCAAACGCACACACGGAACUGCUCACCAUCACUCGACAGCUGAGAUGGGUGUUGGUGUGACGGACGUCGGUUUGCUCCUCGCUGUGAUGCAAGGCGUCUUCAGUAAAACCUGGGUUCUGACGGUGCCUCGGAGAAUCGUGAGCAUCACUAACUCCUGUGUCACGGUCCCAUGUCACUUCGAGGUCCCUGACAACCAGGAGGCAAACAUCCUGAACUGCUCCAACAAGUCUUUCUGGAGGAGAGGAACACAUUUAAGUCCAAACACCGCACAGGGAGAAAUAAUCGGCGACUUAACGAAGAAGAACUGCACCACGGUGAUGAGCGGCUCCUCAAACAUCCACAACGACUCGUACUUCUUCAGACUCAACUGUCCGAAGGUCCAAUUCACUUUCCCUGAUGCAGUCGACAUCAUCACUCAAACAGAGCCGUCUCCUCCUCAGCUCACCGUCAUGGGUCAGAUGUCAGAGGGAGGCCAGGCCCAGCUGCAGUGUGAGACCCCGGUGUCCUGCUCCGUCCUGCCCCCCUCCCUCACCUGGUCGCCCCGGGACGCCUCCAGCCAGGAGGAGUCACACAUGCAGCAGCAGAGCACAGACGGGUCGAUGAUCAUGACGUCCACGCUGACCUUCAUCGCCUCGGCCGACCAUCACAACGAGAGCAUCAUCUGUUCUGUCUCCUACCCGCUGUCGAACGGGGGCAGCAGCUCGCCGGCCGCAACAAGUCGAAAACUCAGCAUCCUGUAUGCUCCUCGAUUCACCAGGGCAACAAUCAGCCCGUCUGGACCGGUUUUCGAAGGAGAAACCGUGAUGUUGAUGUGUUCGAGUGACGCAAACCCUCCAGUGACGCGCUACACCUGGUUCAGAGACGACCGAGGGAAGAUCAGAGCGAUUGCACCAGGACAAACUCUGGAGCUGCAGGUCAGCCUGCUGGACAGCAGGGCGUAUCUGUGUCAGGCUCAAUCUCCCAGAGGAUCUCAGAGGAGCACAUCUGUGUUUCUGGCGGCCGGCGCCAUUCAAGGCCGCAGUAAUGGUUUGGUGAUGAUGCCCUACAUCCUGUGUGGAGUGGUGUCCGUCCUCUACAUCCUGACGGUCGUUGUCGCUUUGUACAAGUACCACAGUCUCUCCACGAGGCUGAAGAAGAUUGAGCUGAAGGGGGAACCCACCUACACUGAUCUGAAGACCAUCCAUGUCAACUCUGACUACGACCAACUCCAGCCUCCUCCUGAAGUUCCCGAGUAUGAGAACAGCAGCAUCAUGCAGGUCAAAGUCAAAAAUCAGCCGCAGCCCAACAGACGCUGAAAGGACGAGUUACCGCUUUUGUCAACGUGUUUUUAAAUGUAUAAAUAUACGUGUUUGUUAAGUGGCUUCAGAUUUACAUCGGUUUUGUUUGUUUCUGCUGUAGAAUUCUUUUGCACACAUUCAUCAUAUGUUUGACGGACUUGACCUUGAGAUAUUUUGUAAAACAGAAGUCGUACGGGAGGAGAUUUCUUCACUAAGAAAACAAUAACAACUUUAGAGGAUUGAAUUCUUAAUAUCUUUCAAUGUUACUGCCUUGUAGGUUAUUGAUGAGGGUUUGAAACGGUGCUCGUGUAGCCACACGCUGACCUCUUACCUUAGAGGCAUGAAUCACCUUCACAACAUUGUCUGCAGAUCAGGUUUAAAAACGCAGAAUGAUGCUGAGCAAUGACGUUAACUGUCAUUUUCCAUCCGUUGAGAAAUAAACACACGAAAGCUGAGACGUGCAGGUUGUGUUAUCUGUGACACCGUGUUGGGGAAUUUACCGCUGCUGAUGGUUAAUGGAACAUUUUUUCUAAAGCCUCUGUAAUGUAAUGGUGUCAACCAAUCAGCAGACAGUAAUAAUGGACCACAGAGAAUGUUCCUGACCUAGAUCAUGUUCAACUGAUAUGGAAAAGAGUCAUGAGAUGAUUAAUACGCAGCCGCCUGGUGAUUCAAAUAAGUUGUGACCAUGAAUUAAAAACAUUAAAGCCCCAUCAGAGGCUUCAUCAUGUGAUCAGGUGAAACGUUAAUAAUGCCAUAUUAUUAAUAAUAAUAAUAAGUUUGUCACCAUGCUCAGACUUUCUCUAACAGCUGCUUUUGUGUGGGAUAUAUGUGUGUACUUCUUCCUGAGAUGUAGUAGAGUAGAAGUAUUGAGUUGUGUAAAGUAAAAGUACUUAGUUACAUGGCACCACUGAUGGACUGGGGCUCGCGGUUGUUUUGACACUGAGCUAUUUUUAGGGAUCAAACCUCCGGUGGUGGCCUGGUUUGUUUCCAACCAUCAGACGAAACCGCCGCCAAUUUAACCAAUUACAUUAGGCAGGAAUGUGGCGCGGCUGCCAGACAACAGCUCAGCUCCCUAUAGACGAGAAGUGAGGCGUGAAAUCAAAGCCGGGAUUUGAAGUAACUGACGUGUGAGUGUUUCCUGUGGAAUUUCUGGUCUGAGACUCCGACACCAUCUUUGAUCUCAUGCUAACGGUUGCUUGGGGAGGUUUACAUCAUCACAUAGAGAGUCAUGCUAUGCAGUCGUCGUUCCUUCCAAACUAAAGCACAUGUAUAUAAUCUUCUCUGUCUCAGAAGUUUUCAAAUGUGGCUCAUUUGUCUGGAGGGAUUUUAAUGUUCUUGGCCCCACGGCUGCACCAGAUGCUCAACAUGCUUCUCAUGACCUUCACAUGACCUUCACUACACUGUAGUGGUGGUAAUGUAAUCACUGGAUAUCAUCCAGAAGCAGGAAUUUUUUAAUGAAUAAACAAAUGCACAGGAAGUGGAUGACAAAGCACAAGAUUCACACAAGAGACCAUCUGUGGUUGGAUUUCAAAAACAUGAUUAUAUUUAGGAAAAAAUGUUUUUUGUUCAAUUUAGAUAAAUAAACCAUAAAAAACAGCUGUUAAAUGUGUGUUUUCUGGAUGUUUUGGUGUUGGAUCGUCUGCACUUUGGAACAUUUUCUCAGAUGAAAGUCUGAACAAGCUUCAUGUGUUUGUUCCAUGUUUCAUUGUUUCUGGUUAGUUUUGGUUUCACAUUGAAUUUAGGGACUAAAGAAUUCUGUCUCACAUCUGUGCGUCCUGUCGUCAUCACCUACAUGGUCGACGUGCACUUUGUCAACUUGGCUGCUGUGUUUGCAAACUGUUGAAUAAAGUGCAUUCAGUUUUAUCUAUUUAAAUGGAGAAAA
Molecule: messenger RNA, 3164 nt
Organism: Hippoglossus stenolepis (Pacific halibut)
Lineage: Eukaryota; Metazoa; Chordata; Actinopteri; Pleuronectiformes; Pleuronectidae
Product: myelin-associated glycoprotein
Exons: 12
Coding region: 50-1300 (416 amino acids)
Source: RefSeq, a predicted model, not a curated record